Coregonus clupeaformis (lake whitefish) is the source of this 2515-nucleotide messenger RNA. Its product is annotated as eukaryotic translation initiation factor 2 subunit 2. The record is from RefSeq and is a predicted model, not a curated record. The transcript has 9 exons. Gene Ontology annotation, molecular function: translation initiation factor binding; translation initiation factor activity; mRNA binding. Lineage: Eukaryota; Metazoa; Chordata; Actinopteri; Salmoniformes; Salmonidae. Gene Ontology annotation, cellular component: eukaryotic translation initiation factor 2 complex. The coding region runs from base 453 to 1451 and encodes 332 amino acids. Gene Ontology annotation, biological process: translational initiation; formation of translation preinitiation complex; formation of cytoplasmic translation initiation complex.
UGAUGGUUAAUGAUCUGGCGAGUUUAAUAAUGGUGAAUGAUCGUUUAUCUUGAGACAUAUUCAAAUUCCUUUAUUAUGUCACUUCAUAGCUCUAAUUAUUAUUUUUGAUUAAACAGAAUUUUGCUUCUAGCGUUUUUACAAGUUAUGUCGAUAUUCCUUCUUAAUUGGCUCGAUAACGUUAUGGAAUAAGGGUUUAGUGUAUAAAUGUGGCAAGUCAUCCCUUGCUGUGUAAAAAAAUUGUUGGGCUAGUUUUCAGGCCUUUUGAGUGGGUUAUUUGAGUGGUCAUUGGGCUAGAAAUCGAAGGUAGACCUGGCAAUCCUGAAUAUUUGACGUCAUUACGUUAGUGAAGGAUUGCGCAUUGGUAAUCUACCGGUGAUGCAAGAAAUGUCGUCGAAUUGAAGUGAGACUGAUCGGGGGAUAAAAAAACUUCCUAGAUCGUUCUUUCCGCUAACAUGUCAGGAGACGAGAUGCUAUUCGACCCCAACAUGACCAAAAAGAAGAAGAAAAAAAAGAAGCCUUUCAUACUGGAAGAAGAAGGUGGAGACGGAGUGGCAGAGGACACACUGCAGGUGGAGGCCAAGGGGGUGGAACCGAACGGUGGGGAGGACAGAGAGUUCGACCUGGACGAGGACGAAGGAAGGAAGAAAGAGCAAUCCGACAAUCUUGAUGACCUGAACUUUUUCAACCAGAAGAAAAAGAAGAAGAAGUCCAAGAAAGUGUUUGAUAAUGACAUUGAGGAGGGGAUAAAGGAGCUGAAAAUUGAAGGAGAGCAGAGCGAGGCAGCGGAAGAGGUUGACCUGGAUCUUCAGUUGCCAGCAAAGAAAAAGAAGUCCAAGAAGGUCGACUUCCAUGAGGAAGGAGAGAUAAUUGAGAAGGACGAUGCUCUUGAGGACGAUGCUGGGAAAAACAAUAAAGGCAUCUCAUUCAGCUCCCAGUCUGGUCCGGCGUGGGUAGGGACAGACAGAGACUACACAUAUGACGAGCUGCUGAACCGUGUCUUCAACAUCAUGCGGGAGAAGAACCCUGACAUGGUGGCUGGAGAGAAGAGAAAGUUUGUUAUGAAGCCCCCUCAGGUGGUCCGAGUGGGCACUAAGAAGACCUCGUUUGUCAACUUCACUGAUAUCUGUAAACUGUUGCAUCGUCAGCCAAAACAUCUUCUGGCUUUUUUGUUGGCUGAGCUGGGGACAAGUGGCUCCAUAGAUGGAAAUAAUCAGCUUGUGAUCAAAGGAAGAUUUCAACAGAAACAGAUUGAAAAUGUCUUGAGAAGAUAUAUUAAGGAAUAUGUGACCUGUCACACAUGUCACUCCCCUGACACCAUCCUACAGAAGGACACCCGUCUCUACUUCCUCCAGUGUGAGACCUGCCACUCACGCUGCUCCGUGGCCAGCAUCAAGACUGGCUUCCAGGCUGUCACAGGCAAGCGGGCACAGCUCCGUGCCAAAGCUAACUAAGGCCACCCCAACCCUGGCUUCCCCCUCUCUGACCCCGCCCAAGGGCCGGAGCAUUGGAUGCCCUUGAUAACUGGACUUUUGUUUGGAGUCUGAGGGGGUUUGUUGUCGCUGCAUUAUGCCCAGGGUGUGAGAGAAAAAAGCUACAUGCUCUGAGGCUCGAAGGACUUGCAGGUCAUAAGGAGCUGUGCACAGGUGCAUUGGUUUCGCAGGCAAACCCCCAAUUUUCAGUUUUCUCAGCUGUGUCAGAUUCUUUCAGAGCUUCUCUAUUCCCUCCAAGUGAGCCUUUUCCCACAUUUCUUCAAUCGUAUGUAGCCCACAUAUUGGAUCAUAAAGACAAAGCUAUUAUGACAAAAUAAUUGAUAUUGACUUUCCUUUAGUUGAAGCAUAGUGGUGUGGAAACAAACAUUUUAAAGAUGCAUUCCAGGAGCUAGGUUUCAGUAUCAUGUAUGUACCCUUUUCGCACUGCCAAGCCAUACUGUACGGGCCUGGCUACGCAUCCACCAUAGCUGCAUGAACUGUGCUUGCUUCAAGCCAGUACAGUUUCGGCAGCUUGUUUACCCUCUACUGCUUUUACAGGCUUAUCUGAGAUCUGUAUAGUAUCAUAGCAGACUGUCAGUGGGUGGAAAUAGCUGGAUGUCCUCUAAUAAGAGUACAUUACUUUCAAACUGAGACUACAGAAUAUGUGGGAGAAAUGACAAUGACAUCUAUUUAUUGUGUGUGUGUGUGUGUGUGUGCGCUUUUAAGGCAAUGACAAGAUUUUAACUUUGACUUCCGUUCCUCUACACUUAGGAAACACAUCCUUCUGCGUUGUCACCUGGGAUAUGAGAGGUUGUUGAUUUCAAAUAGCAAACAAGAAACUUACAAGGUAUUCACAUGGUAUCAAAGAUACUCCGGAUUUGUUCAUAUAGCAUAUACAAAGUCUCUUUGUUGUUUAAAAGCUGAUUUUUACAAAAAUAACAUAUUUAACUUUCUCCCAUCACUGUGUUUAAGACAAUAUGUUGUCUGUUGCCUUAUUGAUUUUCUUGAAUUGAUAAAACCCAAAUAAAUGUUUAUCAUGCAAUUUA